This is a messenger RNA of Patella vulgata (common limpet), 2268 nucleotides long. RefSeq names its product solute carrier family 35 member F4. Bases 680 to 1843 code for a protein of 387 amino acids. The transcript is spliced from 9 exons. The record is from RefSeq and is a predicted model, not a curated record. Lineage: Eukaryota; Metazoa; Mollusca; Gastropoda; Patellidae.
CCGCCCUUGAAAGGCAAAUGGAUAUUUGCAGCUGCUUUAAAAAAAAUUCAUUCAUUCAUUCAUUCUAAUAGGCUUAUUUGUAAUUCUCCUGUAGUUAAUGAAUGAAGACUGGAAUUAUGUGGGAGAACAAGAACACGUACAAGCGGGUCGAUUUUUUACACUGUAAAUGAGUCGAGCAGCGUAGCUUUAUCUGCAUCGAGAGAGCUAAGAGAAAUCACUGCCUGUAGUUGUCUUGUGUUCAGUCUGUAAACAGUUGUGUUUGGGAUGCUGUAAUGUAGCAUUUAUGGAACUUAGUUUAAGCAAUAAGCUGAGAUUAGAUGGAAUUUCAUAUAGAAAUCAUAAAGGAAUUCUGUGAAUGAAAGAAUGAUAGUCAGGAUUUAAUCAACUUUCUGAAGAUUGUGAUUCUAUAAUGGAUUGCGCUGAAAGGAGAAUAAAUUAACUUAUUUUGAAAAAUAUUUCAAGUGGUGAUCGAAUGAAUGCUGCGAUUUGUUAUAAGAACAAUCGCUGUUAAUGGAUUACUUAUUUAUAUACAUUAGUCAUUGAUAUAUUGACACAACAAUUGAUGUUCUUAAGAAAUUCUAACACAUGAACGACAAUUUACUAAUGCCAUGGAGAACAGAAAUUCUUUAUUUUUAUGUUGACAUAAGUUCGUGUUUGAAGAAGAACCAAAACAACAAACAUGGCUUCCAUUGACGUGGAACAGUCAGUGACAGACGUUUCAGAUGGGGACCUGACUAUACGCCGGCCAGUAACCAGUAAAAUCAUUCUACCAACUUGUGAGUGUACAGAUGUCCAUAAAAAAUCUAUAUUAGGCGUAUUACUCGCCAUCGCGAUUGCUAUGGCUUGGUCAGCUUUCACACAUAUUACCCAGAAUGCCUACGUAGAUGAGUUCCGGGCGCCGUUUUUCUUAACCUACUUGUGUACAAUAUGGCUGAUACCUUUUUAUCCAGUAUAUUUUAUCAUCAAUCAUAUAAAGGGCGGUCAAAAUCCAAGAUUGGUUUUCAGGGAAAGUAUUUUGAUAUACGCCGACAAUGACAAUAUUAAAAAGGUGAAGUUUAUGGGCAAAACCUUUAUGUUUUGUUUUGUGUGGACGUUAGCGACAUUUACCUAUAUAAAAGCCAGUAGUCUAUUGGGUGCAGCGGACAUAACAGCUCUACAAGCAACCAAUCACAGUUUUGUUUACAUGUUAUCAUGGAUUGUAUUAUUUGAAAAAUUUGUAGCAAUAAGAAUUUUAGCGCUAGUAUUCAGUAUAACUGGUAUAGUAUUAUUCGCUUACGUGGAUGGUUUUGGAAGCGAGGCCAUGUGGGGUGUAGUUGUGGCAGUGGCGUCAUCUGCUGGCGCUGCAGUUUAUAGACUUUUAAUGAAGAAAUUCGUUGGUUGUACAACAGUAGGUCAAACAUCUUUAUUUUUAUCUUUAAUAGGCUUUCUACACACGGCGUGUUUAUGGCCAAUAAUAUUACUUUUAUAUUUUACUAACGUGGAGGUGAUAAUAUGGAGUUCUCUCCCCUGGCAGUGGAUCAGUCCAUCGAUUCUACUUUUUACAGUACACCAAAUACUAGUGAACUUUGUGGUGAAAAUUACCUAUCCAGUGUUUACGGGAUUGGGUUUAGCUUUUGGUAUUCCAUUCUGUGCUAUUGCCGACACAAUAUGGCGCUACAAAGAAUUUACUGGAAUGAAAAUAGCAGCGCUAGUUUUAAUCACCCUCGGCUUGCUUCUAAUUCUACUUCCGGAUAACUGGGAAGAGGUUGUGUUACGACCCUUCAAGUGUAAAAAUCGGCGGGAAACUGCAGAACCCGUCAGUUCCAACAUACGAAGUCGUAUGCACAGAACAACUAAUAUGUGAUAUAUAAAUUCUCAUCAAAGAUAAUUUGCCUGUAAAUAAUUCAGACAAAUGUUUAUUUUUUACAACAAACGAUUUGAUUGGAGACAAUAUAAGGAAAUAUAUUCUUAUUGACAAUAAACAAGUGAUUUGUUUGGUUGACAUUAUAAAUAAUCUAUGGACGCAUUAUAUAAUACAAUUGAUUCGAGUGGCGGACUUUAUAAACAGUUAAUGGAUAUAUUUUUAAAGAAGCACAACUGACAUUAUAAAAUGACAGUGGAGGAUUUCAUUAGUGAGAAUAUUACAAGUGAUUUGAUUGGUUGGCAUCAUAAAAACUCAAAGGAGGAAAUAUAUUUACAUCCAUCAAUGAGCGGAACUUAUCUAAUGGUGGCUUUAAAGUGAUCAAAGUCUUAACUUAAGGUUGAAUGACAAAUUAAAGUUUGGAUUUG